AUCUUCUAAUUUCGCUUCUUAAGCAAGAGCACUAAAAAGUAAAAUUAGAUAGACUGCAAAAGAUAUAGAAAAAAUAACUGUAGAAAUGGGAGAACCAUCAUCACCGCGCACGUCCGUGACUAAGGAAGACGUUAGCAACUUGUUGAAUAUUUCCAAAGCGGUAUCUAGAGGAAAACCUAGAACCAGCACCACGCUUCUGGCCAUGCAAGAGAGUCUCAGGGAUAAACAGGCAAGAUUCAAAGAACAGCGAUAUGCAAGAUUUCAAGAAUUGCAGCUCCCUCAAAGACAUAUCUGCGACAUGGUGGCUAAUUAUUUAGGCAUUGAGGCCAAUGAUGUUUUAGAAGGUGCGGCCGAUGAAGACAGUUUCAUUCAGUUGCUUAACUCCUUGUUGGAAAAAGGCGGCACCAAGAGCCUGCUAUUUUUCUAUCAAGACGGAGGCAUUUACGCAUUGGAAACUGGGCGAUUUAAUCCAGCUCUAAAAGCGCCGAUUAAGCGCAUCUUUGUCACAAAAGGAGUUCGGCCGGCUCUGGUUGAGCGGGCCGUUGCGGUGUUCAAAACGAAAAAUAUUGCCUUGGAAUUGCGGAACAUCAACGAUGAAAUCUGCUUUGUUCAAAUCGACAUGGAGCAAGGCAAGGGAAAUGUGGCCUCAAUAGCAUUCGAUAUUUUCUCCCAACUGAUCAAAUCGCCCUUAGAGCUCUCGAAAGAAUGGGGCGAUCUUCCCAAAACCGCAAUGGGCAUGAUGCAAAAAUUGAACUUUAUGGGAGAUUGGGCGGCCUUUGUCGAGUUUCUCAACAAAACCAAACUGGACUUGGAAGGAAUCGUGAUCUUCAACAUGGACCCUGAUCUGCUCGAAGUACUAUCCGACGAAGACCGACGGUCUAAACUGUACUUCAACGCACAAAUGAUCCAAAAAAUCGAAAGCCAAGUUCGCGUUUGGCACAAGCUAAUUGAACGGUGUUUGGUGCAGUACAAUCAAAUCCGAAGAGAAAAUGAGUUUGUCGGGCCCAACGUUGAAGUGGAGUACUGGCGAAGACAACUGGCUCGAUUCACUAGCAUAGUGGAUUUUUUGGAAAAAGACGACAGCAACUUAUUUAUAACGUUCCUCGGCUCCUGCUCGCGAUCAGUGAUUUUGAAGAUAUGGAAAAAACACGUGGAUUCAGUCUACGAUACUCGCAAUGAAUGUUCCGACAACCUAAAGUACCUCUACUCCAUGGAGAAGUACUGGGAGCCUUUCUAUCGGUUGGAGCCUCCUCAACUGGUUACACACAUUCCUCCUUUGCUUCACGCUAUUCGAAUGGUCUUCACCACGUCACGGUACUACAAUAGUACCGGCAACGUUACAGCGAUUUUAGUGAAAGUCUCCAAUCAGAUCAUCAAAAAGUGUCGGGAUUAUUUGGAUUGUGAAGGCACCAGAACGGUGUGGAACCAACCGAAAGCUGUGGUCCUGGACAAGAUCAAAACAUGUCUGGACGUGUACCUGAAGUACUACCAGUGCUUUAGACGCACCAAGAAGCAGAUGGAGGAUGAGGGUGAAAAACCUUUUGAGUGUUCGGAGAGUUUCAUUUUUGGGAAAUUUGAAACGUUCAAAAAACGAUGCGAACAGAUAGUUUACGUAUUGCAAACUACCACAAAAUACUCGAUUUUACAAGCCAGCACCAUCGAGGACAUUGAUGUGUACGCGAAGAAAUUCGUGGACUUUUACAAGAACAUUUCGUCGCAAAAAUACGACGCUUUGAAUCAUCGGUUGCCGUACUUUGAGAAGGACUAUAAUCAGUUCAAGCAGAACGUUGUCGACACCGAAUGGGAGUUGGAGGAGUUUGUGGGGGCUUUGCUUGAAAAAAUGACCGAUGUUGACAACAUUCUACGACUCCUUAAGAGAUUUGAGAAGCUCAACUUGGAGUGUCUGCAUUUGGAGGAAAGAUACCUGGAAGCGAUGAUGUUGUUCCAAUAUGAAAUAGAAAAGCUGAGAGACAGGUAUAAUGAAGGUCGGCAAUCGCCGGUGGUUCCCCGCAAUAUGCCACCAGUCAGUGGAAGAAUUUGCUGGAUUCGUCAGUACUAUUCCCGCAUAACCGAACCGAUGGAGGUUUUUAAAACCAAAACAAAAGUAAUGCAGCAUAGAAAAGUGCAAAAGUGCAUUCAGCUGUUCAACGCCAUGUCCUUGUGCUUCGUGCACUAUGAGAAUAUUUAUCAUGACGCUUGGUUUGAUUAUGCCGGACAAGUCAAGAUUUGCUUAAUCAAGCCAAUUAUGACCAAGGAUGAGAAAACCAGGCGGUAUCUUGUCAACUUCCAUCCAUACAUUUCCGAAGUUAUCCGCGAAGCCGAGUACAUGUACAAACUUGACUUAGAGGUUCCAGAUGUGGGCCAGGUUCUAGUGUUUUGCAAAGACAAGCUUCUAAACUCCUGCGAAAUAGUUAAGGCGCUAAUCCAACGCAACGACAGAACACGAUCCACAAUUCCUCAACUGUUCCUGCCCAUGAUGCGGGUACAGCUGCUGAAAAUGGAAAACAUUUUCAUGCCAGGUUUUUCCACUGUUACGUGGACCUCGACGAAAAUUCCCGAGUUCUGCAAGGAUGUUACUGAAGUACUCGACUAUAUUGAAAUGUUUGUGAAAGAAGUGAGAGAUAUGAAAGAGGCAAGAAUUGACGAGGUUUUAGAAACGAUAGCAAUGACUUGUUUGGUCUUCCUGCCUAACGAACCGAUCGCUCCCAGUGAGUUUUUGCAGGAAAACAUCAAAUAUGGACAGGAAAUUAUAAAAGAGCUGAAACUCAAAUCCAUAACAAUCGAGAGAUGUGUUAAGGAGCUCAUUGACAAAUUCUUGAGCGUCAUAGAGCAGCCAGAGUUGCAGGAAAACAAAUAUAAUUGGCUGGAUCCUGUAAGGGCGGUGAAACCUAUCGGAUCCACUUCGCGGUUGCUUACCUCAGCUGAUGCAGCGUUCAAGGAAAUUGACAGGAAUUUCCCUCUGGAUCUCACAAACAUACACAACGACUGCAUCGAAAUGUUCGCUUACUUCAAUAUGAAGCUUACCGAUGCGCUGAUCAAAGCCACGAAGUUUUCCUUGGAAAAAGUGAAACUUCGAGCCACCAGUAUUGGAGAGGAAAUACCGUUGAUGUGCACCUCAAUGAUUCUGCAAAUCCCGCUGGCCACAAUCAGUCCGAAUCUGGACGAUAUUCAGAACCAUUUUUCGCAGGUUUUGCAAAAUAUUCUCGAUAUCAACAAGUACAUACCGUUGUGGGGCCAGCGGGAGAUAAAAACUGCUCUGAAAGGAGAGGAAGUUCUGCGGAUUCAAAAUCAAAACUACUACAAGUCAGUGAGUGAAAAUAAGGAAAUUGUUAGAGUGUAUAUGAGCCUUCAAGGAGUAAUGUACCUUUUGAGCCCCGAUGUGACCAGUUUACUGGAUACAUACCUGGAAUGGAAAUACUUAUGGGUCGAGGACAGAGAUAAGAUAAUUGAUGAAUUCUGCGAGAAAGAUCCUCUUAUUGUGGAGAUUGCUGAAAGAUUCUCCGAAUACGAUGCCCGAGCGGAGGCGAUCCGGCAACUUCCCGAAAGACAUGAUGUUGGCGCAAUAAGAAUCACUUUGGCUGACAUUAAGCUAGCCUUUCUAAUUGAAUCGGAAGCAUGGAAGCACAUCAUGGGCAAAAACCUUAGCGAACGCUACAAGAAAAAGCUCACCAACAUGGUGGAGUUUAUCAAAACGCAGGAAAAGAUCCUCAACAAGCCCAUCAAAGACUUAGAUGAUUGCAGAAAUGCCAUGAACUGCCUGGAAAUAAUCCGCGAAAACUUUAUCGAAAUGGACCUGGACUUGAGCCUAAUGGAAGAAGCCUACAGCACGUUCGGCAAGUUCAAAAUCGACACACCAAAAGAGGAUAUUGAGCGCGUGGAAAGUCUGCGAUUCAACUUCCAAAGCAUGGUCAAUCACUCCAAGGCUGUUCAGGAAGACAUCUGUACGGUUCAAGGGCCCUUAUUGGAAGAACUUACUGCUGGCGUAGCCAACUUUAAAGAAGAAGUGGAGGCCUUUGACAAGGACUUUGAAGAGAAAGGCCCGAUGGUUCCCGGUUUGAGUGCCAGAGAGGCCAGUGAUCGAGUGCUGCUUUUCCAGGAUCGUUUUGAUGAGUUGUGGAGGAAGUUUGAGAUGUACAGCAGUGGCGAGAAAUUGUUUGGGCUGGAAGUAAACGACUACCCAAUUCUGCAUCAAAGAAAGAAGGAAUUUACUCUGCUAAAUAAACUAUAUGGACUCUACUUGGCCGUCAAUCAUAGCAUCGACGGCUACUUCGAUAUCCUGUGGAGCGACGUCGAUACCGAAGUCAUAUUUGCCGAGCUCCAGGAGUUCCAGAACAGGUGCCGCAAGCUGCCUAAAGCCAUGAAAGACUGGCCGGCCUUCAUCGACUUGAAGAAGAAAAUUGACGACUUCAGCGAAACGUGUCCAUUGCUGGAAAUGAUGGCCAAUAAGGCAAUGAAAGACAGACACUGGAAGCGGAUGGCCAAUUUGACCGGCUACCUUUUCGAUGUUGAAAGCCCCACGUUCACUUUGAGGAGCGUCAUGGAGGCGCCGCUGCUCAAAUACAAGGACGAUGUUGAGGAUAUUUGCAUCAGUGCAGUCAAAGAAAAGGACAUUGAAGCGAAGCUGAAGCAGGUGAUCGCCGAUUGGGCCAUAGUGGAACUGUCCUUUGGCAACUUCAAGACCCGAGGAGAGUUGCUGCUCAAAGGAACAGAGACUGGAGAAAUUAUCACCACUUUGGAGGACAGCUUGAUGGUGAUGAAUUCGCUGUUGAGCAACAGGUAUAAUGCGCCCUUCAAAAAAGACAUCCAAUUGUGGGUGCACAAGCUGGUGACCACCUCGGAAAUUCUGGAAAAGUGGCUGAUUGUGCAAAAUCUCUGGGUCUAUCUAGAAGCCGUUUUCGUAGGCGGCGAUAUCGCCAAGCAAUUGCCGCAAGAAGCCAAGAGAUUCACUAACAUCGACAAAUCCUGGAUCAAAAUAAUGAUGAGAGCACAUGAAAUUCCCAACGCUGUAGAAUGUUGCACUGGAGACGAAACAAUGGGGCAGCUUUUGCCACAUUUAUUGGAACAACUGGAAACUUGCCAGAAGAGUUUGACUGGGUAUUUAGAAUCCAAACGACUGUGCUUUCCCCGGUUCUUCUUCAUAUCCGAUCCAGUGCUGCUUGAAAUUCUGGGACAGAGCUCUGAUCCCACUUCCAUCCAGGCCCAUUUGCCAAGUUUAUUCGAUGCGGUUUUCACCGUGGACUUUGAUGAGAAGCAAACUGAUGCCAUCACUGCGAUGAACUCCAGCUUGGGAGAAAAAGUUCUCUUUGAAAAAUCGGUGGUUUGCACAGGUGGGGUGGAGUUUUGGUUAAACAAUCUUCUAGCCACAGUGCGAGAUACUGUCAAAGGAGUUAUUGCGGCUCAGGCGCAAUGUUUUGUGGAUCCAGACUAUGACUUCAUUGCCGGAUUUGUCACGUUUUGCGGUCAGGCUGGACUGGUUGGAAUCCAGACCCUUUGGACUAAGGAGGCCGAGGUGGCCAUUCGACGAGCCAGAGUUGACAAACUUAUCAUGAAGCUUACCAAUCAACGAUUCCUGGACCUUUUAAACAGUCUCAUCGAUCUCACUUCCAAGGAUUUGACCAAAAUGCAGCGGACUCAUUACGAAACUAUGGUCACAAUUCAUGUCCAUCAACGGGACAUUUUUGAUAACAUCUGCAAACUGAGAGUUAGGAACAUUCUGGACUUUGAAUGGCAGGCUCAGUGCAGAUUUUACUACAACGAUGAAAACGACGAUGUCUUGGUCAAGAUAACAGAUGUGAUCUUCCUUUACCAGAAUGAGUAUUUAGGCAUUACCGAGCGGCUGGCCAUCACUCCUUUAACGGAUAGAUGCUACAUUACCCUGGCUCAAGCUAUUUGGAUUAACAUGGGCGGAGCGCCAGCAGGUCCAGCAGGUACCGGAAAAACCGAGACAACCAAAGACAUGGGGAGAACAUUAGGAAAGUUUGUCGUUGUGUUUAACUGCUCCGAUCAAAUGGACUUUAGAGGAUUGGGCCGAAUUUUUAAGGGUUUGGCACAAUCUGGGACUUGGGGGUGCUUCGACGAAUUCAAUCGAAUCGAGCUGCCAGUACUUUCUGUAGCCGCCCAACAAAUCUACAUUGUUUUACAAGCGAGAAAGGAGAGAAAACCCGUGUUUGUUUUCAUGGAUGGGGAUAAUGUUACAAUGAAUAUAGAAUUCGGGAUUUUCUUAACAAUGAAUCCCGGCUACGCCGGACGGCAGGAGCUUCCAGAAAAUCUGAAAAUUAUGUUUAGAAGCGUGGCAAUGAUGGUUCCAGAUCGCCAAAUCAUCAUUCGAGUCAAAAUGGCCUCUUGCGGCUUCAAAGACAAUGUGAUUCUAUCCAGGAAGUUUUACACGCUCUAUCAGCUAUGCGAAGAGCAGCUGUCCAAGCAGGUGCAUUACGACUUCGGUUUGCGGAAUAUUCUAUCAGUUCUGCGGACUCUUGGAGCUCAAAAGCGGAGCCAUCCGACUGAUACAGAAGAAACAAUAGUGAUGAGGGUUUUACGGGACAUGAACCUCAGUAAACUAAUCGACGAAGAUGAGCCGCUGUUCUUGUCCCUCAUCGAGGACAUGUUUCCCGGAAUCAAACUAUCCGUCCAUUCCUGGAAGGACCUUCAGAAAGCUAUCGGUUACGUUUGCUCCGAAACUGGAUUAGUCAACUAUCCUUCAUGGAAUCUGAAGGUGAUUCAGCUGUACGAGACGUCUCUGGUGCGACAUGGACUCAUGGUUUUAGGUCCAACCGGAGCAGGAAAAACCAGAUGUAUGUACACUCUAAUGAAAGCGAUGACAGAAACUGGACUUCCUCAUAGAGAGCUGCGAAUGAACCCCAAGGCCAUAACGGCUCCUCAAAUGUUUGGAAGACUCGAUGUGGCCACCAACGAUUGGACCGAUGGUAUAUUUUCCACUCUUUGGAGACGGACUUUGAAGUUCAAGAAAAGUGACUACUGCUGGUUGGUUUUGGAUGGUCCAGUGGAUGCGGUUUGGAUAGAGAAUCUCAAUUCGGUUUUGGAUGAUAACAAAACGUUAACUCUGGCUAAUGGAGAUCGCAUUGUGAUGGCAGCCAAUUGCAAGCUGGUGUUUGAACCGGAUAAUGUGGACAAUGCCAGCCCAGCUACUGUAUCCAGAAUGGGGAUGGUGUUUAUGAGCUCUUCAGUCCUUCCGUGGGCGCCCAUUCUGGAUUCCUGGCUGAAAACCAGACAGCAGCAGGAAGCCGAUGUUUUACGAGGCAUUUUUGCCAAGUGCUUUGGCGACUUGCACACAUUUGUUCAGACAAAGUUGAAACCCAAAAUGUUUGUCCGCGAGGCGUUGUACAUCAGACAAUGCUACGAUGUUCUUCAAGGCAUUUUGGAUAUCUCAGAAGAGCCCAAGCAAUGGACGGACAAGCAGUUAGAGCGCCUGUUCAUCUUCGCCGUUAUGUGGUCAUUGGGGGCUCUUCUGGAGCUGGACGAUAGAGUCAAAUUGGAAGAAUAUGCGCUUUCUCAUCCCUCCAAGCUUGACUGGCCGAAGUGCAAGGAGAACGAAACUAUCUUCGAGUAUGUGGUCAAUGCCGACACUGGCAAAUGGGAACACUGGAAUGAGAGAGUGGAGGAAUUCUUGUAUCCCACGGACGCUGUCUUGGAGUUUACCAAUAUUUUGGUACCAAACGUGGACAACGUACGAACAGCGUUCUUGAUUCACAACACUGCCAAGCAGAAUAAAGCUGUGCUUUUGAUUGGUGAACCUGGAACGGCCAAAACAGUGAUGAUUAAAGGCAACUUGUCCACCUUUGAUCCCGACUUCAAACUGAGCAAGUCCUUUAAUUUUUCCUCUGCUACUACUCCGAACAUGGUUCAAAGAAUUAUCGAAAGUUAUGUGGACAAGCGAGUUGGGACGACUUAUGGACCGCCUGCAGGCAAAACGUUGACCGUUUUCAUUGAUGACAUCAAUAUGCCGGUUAUUAAUGACUGGGGCGAUCAGAUAACCAAUGAAAUUGUGCGCCAGCUGAUGGAAAAUGGAGGGUUUUACAGCUUGGACAGGCCGGGGGAUUUCUCCUAUAUCGUCGAUGUUAUGCUGGUGGCUGCCAUGAUUCAUCCAGGAGGAGGCAGGAAUGACAUCCCUCAUCGUUUGAAGAGGCAAUUUUGCAUUUUCAACUGCACCCUGCCCAGUACCACGUCCAUGGACCUGAUUUUCAGCCAAAUCGGCUGCGGUUAUUUCUGCAUCGAGCGCUUCACGGAGGAAAUAGUGGAGUUUCUGCCCAAACUUAUUCCCCUAACUCGUCAUGUCUGGCAGAAAACCAAGCAGAAAAUGCUGCCAACUCCCGCAAAGUUUCACUACGUCUUCAAUUUGCGAGAUUUAUCGCGCAUCUGGCAAGGCAUUCUAACCGUUCAAGGACUAGAGUGCCAGACGAAGACCCAACUGUUGAAGUUAUGGAGGCACGAGUGUCAGAGGGUGAUCUCAGACAGAUUUACGGUAAUCCCGGACAAGGUAUGGUUCGAGGAGGCUUUGAAAGCGCAAGCCAACGAAGAAUUGGGAGACGAUUUUGAGUUUUACACGGAGGGAGAAACGUAUUGGGUGGACUUCCUCAGAGAACCUCCAGAUGCAACUGGGGAUGAACCUGAUGACUUUGAUUUUAGCGCCCCAAAAAUAUACGAGGAAAUUCCAAGUUGGGACUUUUUGAAGGAGAAAUUAUUUGCAUUUAUGGCCGAAUACAACGACGCUGUUCGUGGUAGUCCAAUGGAUUUGGUCUUUUUCCACGACGCCAUGGUAAAUUUGAUGAUCAUUUCAAGAGUGGUACGAACCCCCAAAGGAAACGCCUUGUUGGUGGGCGUAGGAGGGUCUGGCAAGCAAAGUUUGACCCGACUUUCCUCGUUUAUUGCCAACUAUAAGAGUUUCCAGAUCCAACUAACGCGCUCCUAUAAUGUCAGCAACUUGAUGGAAGACAUGAAGUAUCUGUAUCGAGUGGCUGGGGAAGAAGGCAACGGAAUGACCUUUGUCUUCACGGAUAAUGAGAUCAAGGAAGAGACUUUCCUGGAGAGCAUCAACAACAUUUUGAGUUCUGGGGAAAUUGCGAAUCUGUUUGCCAAAGACGAAUUGGAUGAAAUCCAGUCCAACCUGAUUCCAGUUAUGAAGAAAGUGCAACCGAAACGUCCACCUACUGGAGAUAACUUGUACGACUUUUUCCUCACUCGAGCCAGACAGAACUUGCAUGUUGUUCUGUGCUUUUCACCGGUGGGCGAAAAGUUCCGAAGCAGAGCCCUGAAGUUCCCCGGACUGAUUUCCGGAUGCACCAUCAACUGGUUCCAAAAGUGGCCACAAGACGCGCUAGAGGAAGUCUCUCAACAUUUCCUAGGAAACUACGAAGUUGUGUCCACUCCGGAAGUGAAGCAAGAGCUCAUCUUUAUUAUGGCCGAGGUCCACGAUGGAGUCUCUGAUGUUUGCGACAAAUACUACGAAAAAUUCCGAAGGCGCACCUAUGUAACACCUAAGACCUUCAUUACGUUCCUAGCCGCAUAUAAGGGGCUGUACAGGAAGAAAGUUGAGGAUAUCGAAGUGUUGGCAAUUAGAAUGAAAACUGGCUUAUCCAAGCUGGUGGAAGCUCAGGUCAGCGUGGAUGUGCUCAGGACUGAAUUGGCUGUAAAGGAGAAGGAGAUGCUGGUGGCUACUGAAGCGGCUGAAAAGGUACUAGCUGAGGUGCUGGCGGCCAGCAAAGUAGCAACGCAAAUCAAGGAAGAAGCAACGAUAGUGAAGGAGAGAGCUGAAAACUUGGUGGCUCUCAUUAGUGUCGACCAGAAGGAAGCUGAAGCUAAGCUGCUGGCGGCAAAGCCUGCCCUGGAUGCGGCCGAAGCAGCCCUACAGACUAUCAAAGCUUCCGAUAUAGCAACGGUGAGAAAACUGGGCAAACCUCCCUACUUAAUUCUGCUCAUCAUGGACGCGGUGCUGAUCUAUUUCAAAAGAAAAAUCGACCCCAUAAAGCCAGACCCCGAAAAGGCCUUCUUGACUCCAUCAUGGAGCGAGUCUUUGAAGGUGAUGGCCGAUACAACCUUCCUACGACGUCUGCAGGAGUAUCCAAAAGACACAAUAAACGGGGAAGUAAUAGAUUUGCUGCAACCGUAUUUAAGCCAUCCCUUAUAUACGUAUGAAUCAGCAAAAACCGCCUGCGGAAAUGUUGCAGGUCUGAUCGCAUGGACCAUUGCAAUGGCGUCGUUUUACGAAGUAAAUCGGGAAGUUUUGCCCUUAAAAGCAAAUUUAGCCAUCCAACAAGUUAAAUUAACCAGAGCCCAAGAAGAACUUCAAGCCGCUAUGAGUUUGCUGGCGGAAAAAGAGGCAGAAGUUCGCCAGUGUCAAAGCGUUUAUGAAGAAGCAAUGGCAAAGAAACAGGAAAUUUUUGAUGCAGCGAUGAAGGUAAAGAACAAGAUGGACGCAGCCACUGCCCUAAUAGAUGGUCUGGCUGGUGAAAGAAUUCGCUGGACCGAUCAGCUGGCUCAGUUUAAAGCUGAAACCGAACGUCUUAUUGGAGAUGUUGUAUUGCUGACCGGGUUUCUCGGUUAUACGGGACCAUUUAAUCAGGAAUUCAGGUGUACGAUGCAGCAAACGUGGCUCGACUCUCUAACAAGACGCAAAAUCCCUGUAACAGUCAGCCUGAACAUUAUUGAGAGUUUAACCGAUAUUGCAACGAUUGGAGAAUGGAACAUUCAAGGCUUACCAACCGACGAUUUGUCGAUUCAAAACGGCAUUAUUGUAACCACCGCAUCCAGAUACCCGUUACUGAUUGAUCCGCAGAACCAGGGAAAAUCCUGGGUGAAGGACAAAGAGAAGAACAACCAGCUAAUCGUCACUUCUCUGAACGAUAAAUACUUUCGAAAUCACAUUGAAGAUGCAGUCUCAUUGGGGUACCCGAUGAUUAUCGAAGAUAUCGGGGAAGAACUCGAUCCAGUACUGGAUAACGUUUUGGAGAAGAACCACAUAAAGAUCGGUACCACUUAUAAAGUGAAAGUGGGAGAUAAGGAGGUGGACGUUAAUGACAGCUUCAGGAUUUACAUUACGACGAAACUGGCGAACCCAAAUUAUACGCCCGAGAUAUUUGCUAGAACUGCCGUCAUAGAUUUCACCGUUACAAUGAAGGGCCUGGAGGAUCAGCUACUGGGGCGGGUUAUCCUAACAGAGAAAAAGGAGCUGGAAACCGAAAGGACCAACCUGAUCAAAGACGUGACGGCUAAUCGGCGAAAAAUGCAGGAGCUUGAACAAAACUUGCUGUAUAAAUUGACCACGACCAAAGGGUCUUUGCUCGAUGAUGAUACAGUGAUUGACGUGCUAAAUGUGACCAAAAACACUGCGGCGGAAGUAAGGGAAAAGCUGCAAAUCGCCAAGGAAACUGAGAUAAAAAUCAACAUAGCCAGAGAAGAGUUCCGUCCUAUUGCCACCAGAGGCAGCAUUCUCUACUUCCUGGUGGUGAGCAUGUCAAUGGUCAAUUGCAUGUAUCAAACCUCUUUGGUGCAAUUUUUGGAACGCUUCGACAUCUCGAUGAUUGACUCGGAAAAAACUCCACUGAUCCAAAAACGCAUCCAAUUCAUCAUCGAGUACCUCACCUAUGAAAUCUUCAAGUACAAGUCCAGAGGACUGUACGAAUGCAACAAGUACAUGUUCGUUCUGCUCAUGUGCCUUAAUAUUGAUCUGGACCGGGAGCACAUUACGCAUGAAGAGUUUCAAAAUUUUAUUAAGGGCGGCGCCGCUCUGGAUUUGAACGAUUGUCCUCCAAAGCCUGCAAAGUGGAUCAACGAUUUGACGUGGUUGAAUUUGGUUGAACUGACCAAACUGAGACACUUUCAAUACAUUGUGCAACAAGUUUCAGCCAAUGACAAGCAGUGGAAGGUGUGGUUUGAUAAGGACGCACCAGAAGAAGCUGUUAUACCAGAUGGGUAUAAUAGCUUGGAUACUUUCAGGCGGCUGUUGAUUAUCAGAGCCUGGUGCCCUGAUAGGACAAUAACGCAAAGCAGAAAGUACAUAGCCAGUUCUCUUGGACAAAGGUUCGCCGAACCGGUGAUUUUAAACUUUGAAAUAAUGCACGAAGAAUCGCGGCCACUAACGCCGUUAGUUUGCUUCUUGAGCAUGGGCUCCGAUCCGACGCCUUACAUUGAAACACUGGCCAAACGUUUGGAAUUGAAAAGCAAAAGCAUUUCCAUGGGUCAGGGACAGGAGGUGCAUGCUCGGAAGAUGCUCAACAGUGCUAUGCAAGAGGGUUUCUGGGCAUUACUGCAAAACUGCCAUCUGUCGCUCGACUACAUGAACGAGGUCCUUUUUCAGUUUCUGGAUCUGGAAAAAGGCAUUGGUUCGGUUCAUCCGGACUUCCGGCUGUGGAUCACUACUGAGGUGCAUCCGAAGUUCCCCAUUAGUUUGUUGCAGAUUUGCAUCAAGUUUACUAAUGAGGCUCCGUCUGGGAUUCGUGCAGGUUUGCUAAGAACGUACACAUCGAUGAACCAAGAUAUGCUUGAUUACUCGGAUGCUUGGCAAUACAUUCCUCUGGUUUAUGCCAUAUCAUUUUUACACACCGUCGUUCAGGAGCGUCGCAAGUUCGGCCCUCUCGGCUGGAACAUUCCCUACGAAUUCAAUUCGGCCGAUUGGCUCUCCAGCUGCUUGUUCCUGCAAAACCACCUGGAUGACCUGGAUCCAAAAAGGGGAAUCAGCUGGCAAACUUUACGGUACAUGUUGGGGGAGGUUCACUACGGCGGCAGAGUGACGGACGACUUUGAUAAAAAGCUGCUGAAUACAUUCUGUCGAGUGUGGUUUAGCGACGAUGUGUUUAAAGACGACUUUAUGUUCUACAAAGGAUACAAGAUAGUCAGGUUCAAGAACGUGGCCGACUAUUUGGCCUAUAUUGAUGGGUUUCCCACCACUGAUCCUCCUCAGGCGUAUGGGCUGCACUCUAACGCGGACAUUACAUAUCAAACCAAUACAACUAUUCAAAUGUUUGAUACAAUGUUGGCAAUUCAGCCCAAAGAAUCUGGAGGUGGCGGUGGUGAAUCAAGAGAAACCGCAGUCGGCCGGCAAGCCUCGGAUAUGUUGUCCAAAUUGCCGAAGAAUUAUGAUCCAUUUGAAGUGAAAGAAAGAUUAAAAGCAAUGAACUUGCUGAACCCGUUAAACAUCUUUCUACGACAAGAAAUCGACCGAAUGCAACGCGUUAUCAGCUUGGUAAGAUCGACGUUGAGUGAUCUUCUGCUGGCCAUCGAAGGAACCAUCAUAAUGAGCGAAGCCCUAGGAGAUGCUCUGGAUAGCAUCUACGAUGCAAAAGUGCCUGGCAUCUGGAUCCGGGGUUCUUGGGAAGCGAACACUUUGGGCUUUUGGUUCACCGAACUCAUCGAGCGUGAUACUCAGUUUAGAACCUGGUGCUUCGGAGGUCGCCCACUCUGCUUUUGGUUGGCCGGUUUCUUCAAUCCCCAAGGCUUUUUGACCGCCAUGAAGCAAGAAGUGGCUCGAGCGCAUAAAGGCUGGGCUUUGGACCAAGUCAGUAUUCUAAACGACGUCACCAAGAGCAUGAAGGAGGAAAUAAACAAUGCACCUCCGGAAGGCGUUUUGAUCUACGGGCUGUUCCUGGAUGGAGCCGGAUGGGACAGAAGACAUAGCAGACUAAUGGAGUCGACCAACAAAGUGCUCUACACGGUGAUUCCUGUAGUGCAUGUGUAUGCAAUCAAUUCAACCGAUCCCAAACCCCCUACUCUCUAUACGUGCCCUGUUUACAAAAAAGCCCGAAGAACUGGCUUGAAUUUUAUCACCGUUCUUUGGAUGCAGACAGCGAAGCCUCCAGAGCAUUGGUGUCUUCGGGGCGCUGCUUUGCUUUGUGACAUUCAGUGAACAAACGCUAGGUUUUAUGUUAGACAAUGUUUCAAAGUUGAAUUAAAGCGGUUUAAAAAAUGUA
Dendroctonus ponderosae (mountain pine beetle) is the source of this 13919-nucleotide messenger RNA. It is a transcript of the gene kl-3, whose product is annotated as dynein axonemal heavy chain 8. Gene Ontology annotation, molecular function: ATP hydrolysis activity; dynein intermediate chain binding; minus-end-directed microtubule motor activity. Lineage: Eukaryota; Metazoa; Arthropoda; Insecta; Coleoptera; Curculionidae. Gene Ontology annotation, biological process: microtubule-based movement. The transcript has 68 exons. The record is from RefSeq and is a predicted model, not a curated record. The coding region runs from base 86 to 13855 and encodes 4589 amino acids. Gene Ontology annotation, cellular component: dynein complex.